UUGAUCGAUUCAUCAGCUCUCGUCGGACGUAUUCGCGAAUGUCAACGGCCAUGGAGUGUUUCGUUAUUCGUUCCUAGUUGCUGCCUAUUCAUUUUAUUGAAGUUGUAAUUGCUUACGCUUACUAUGGAUAAUUGGUUCGAAUUGUGUUUUUUUCACGUGUGCGCCAUCAUUCCAAUGUGCAAUUGAUUUGCAACAUACAUUGAGCGUAGUUUACGAAGGAGGAACGGGUCGCUUUGGAGCGUGGUUUGUAAAUAUGGCGUCCACUGUUGGCCGUCACCUUGCCGAAGGAGCUGCUUGUCGACCUGUUUAGUCGAAAAAAUUGUAGACUUUCAGGAUAAUCUGAUACGAUGGAUAGUGCAAGAGCUGCAUUCAGUGGUUUCCUGCUGACUUACUAGCGAGAUUAAUUUCGUGGAUUAAAUCACCAGUCAGUUGUGUUUUUAAAACCUAAUUGAAAACGUGUAUUAAAAAGUUUCUAACUUUAACAAUAAUAAUUUGACCUUAAUAAACAGCGUUACACGCAGUUAAACUUCUAUGUCACUUAGCCGUUGCAACGGGCAACGUAACUCUGUCAACAAACUGCAGCUAUCCUGCUAUGUGUAAUGGUGAAAAGUAUGCAAGCCAAUACAUCACGCAUCGUUGCCUAAUACCUCGGAGGGGGGAAGAUGUAUUAAAAAUUCCGCUUGUUGGCUUAAUUCUACAUGCAAAAAAUUACCAUAUUUUUUGUGCUGUUCGCCUUCAAACCAGUCUAUGUGAUCAGUGAUCUUCUGGCGUAUUUUAGCUAUACGUGUAUCAGUUCUUCAGUGUUUAAACCGCCGCGACCGCUUAUGUAUGUGUGCGUUUGAUCGUGCGCGCGUGAAGGUGUAUCAAUGAGGAAUUACUCCAGGAGAAUACCAAUUGCGCAAAACAUCAGCGGAUCGCACGAAGAAAAGUACGACCAAAGUGUUGUUGAAAAUAUCACAAAGAAAAGAAAACGUGUAUAGUAAGAAAACAACAACAGAAGAAAUAAUCCACUCUUUCUCUGUGCAUCGCGGUGACGGCAAGCGUUCCAGUUGCAGCUAGCGCGGUGGCCGUAUGCUGCGCCAGGUGAAGCGGGUGGAACGCCAACUUAACUAAACUCAAGUGAGUUCGACGGGGCUAUGAACAACGAACAGCCAUCCGAAAAGGAAAAGAAAACGCAUUCGUGCAGCCUUCUGGAAGUGUGCACAGUGGAAGUCCCUCCAGCAGAAGAUCAAAAUCAAUAGACCAUGUGAAACAGGACAAAUACCCCCAGACAUGCAUAAUGAGUCUACAGUACAAUCGACACGGGAGAAACAGCUCCCCAACAGUGUACCGGAAAACACGAAUCGGUCCCCCCUGCACGAGGCGGCAUCGAAUGGCGACGAGGCGGCGGUGGAAGCGCUGCUGGCUACUGGAGCCGACCGAAACGCGAAGGAGUCACUGCAUGGCAACACACCACUGCACGAGGCCUCCUGGAAGGGCUACAGCCGCUGCGUGAAAAUCCUAUGUUCCUUACCAAAAGUGCACAAACCGAAUACUGCCAGCAACCACAGCGGUGGGGCCACCGCUAAACUGUCGAUCGAUCUGAUCAAAGACUCGAGCAAAAUCAAAAACGUGCUACAAGAUACGAAAGGUGCGUUGCACAGUGCCCUGCUCGGAACACGCAACUCUGGCGGUUUUUCGGCGCUUCAUCUGGCAGCCCAGAAUGGGCACAACCAAAGCUGUCGGGAAAUACUCCUAGCCGGGGCCGAUCCCGAUGUACAAAACAAUUACGGCGAUACCCCCCUUCAUACAGCGUGCCGCUACGGACACGCCGGUGCCAUCCGAAUUCUUCUCUCGGCCAAAUGCGAUUUUGAGCGGAUCAACCUCAACGGCGACACGGCUCUGCACAUCGCCUGUGCCAUGGGUAGGCGUAAAUUGACCCGGAUUCUGCUCGAGGCUGGCUGCAAGCAAGACACAAAAAAUGCUCAGGGUGAAACUCCAAGAGAUAUCGCCAUUCGCAAAAACCUGGUCGAAAUCAUCAACAUCCUCAAUACGCCAGUGCAGAUCUCAGCGCGAAACGCUCGCGAGCGUAGCUCCAGCAGUUCUCACCGGAAAGACCACAGCGGAAAAGUUACGGGUGAUAGAUCGCACAGCAAAGAAGACCGGAAAUCUCGAGAAAAAUCGCGCGGGCGAAGCGGCGAUCACGCUCCUCGGUACGAUGUCGACCCACAGCACUGGUCUCCGUACGGAUGUCACUACUUUCCAGAUCCACGCAAUUUCCCAUCGCCAAAGCUGGAAACAUUGCCCAAGGAACCGUUGGCUAAGGGCGAGCAGUACUUUCUCGAUUUGGCUGGAAAUAUACGAAAGGGACCGGUAGGCGUUGGUAACACCUGCUACUGUGCCCCAUUCUUCAAACAUCUGGAACAACGUAUGAACCAGAACCGGAAAAGUAUCCGAAAGUAUGUUCAUCGCGCCACUGAGAAACUCGACAGUCGAAUGACGGCGCUGGCAAUGAAAACCGACGAUCAAAUCGAAGAGUUAACAAAGACUAUGAUCGCCAGCCGUGUACAGUGCGAGAACAAACGAUUACACUUGGAGCAGUGGUUGAAACGUGGCAUAGCCGAACGCUCUACUGGUCCGCACAACACCAAAACCAAAAAAGACGAGGCCAACACCAACACUUUGACGCGUUGUCGCAGUCUAGAGCUACUGGAUGGUACCGAUGAUAUUCUCGGGGAUCGAAUAAAAUCCUCAACGCCGCAGUUUUCGCGUAGCAUAGACUAUCUAGAUGCUCAAGAACAUCUGCCUGAUCAUAGGCGUCCAGAAUACUCGGACCACUUUGAGAGUUCGAAUAAUUCCAAUAUAAAAAACCACUCGGAAGUAGACGAACCCAGUCGAAGGACGCAUUUGAAAAAGUUUGACGCAGAACAUCGGCAAAUGAACGGAAGCAAGCGGUCGUCUUCGGUGAGUCAUUCCGGCCGAGAAAGCUAUUAUUGCUCGGACAAAGAUAACGAUAAAGAGAAAUCUCACGUACCCUAUCAGGAACGGUUACCAACCAACGCGUAUGGUGGUAAUUCUUCCAAAGACGAGCGAAUCGUUGCUUCAUCAGCGGAUUCGUCCAGCUACGAUCACAAAAAUGAGAAAAUUAAAGUCACCGAACGGCUAGAAGAACUGCUGAGCAAAACUAAAAAAAUUCUCGAGCUGGAGAAAAUGAGCAAGAAAAAGCAUAGUGAUAAUAAGUAUAUUCUUGCUCUGGAUAGACUUAAGGACAUUCACAAUUACGACAGUAGUUCUCAGGUGUAUCAACAGGCUGCUUCGAAAAAUGAUUCUAUGAUUCACGGAUAUGAUAUCGCUCAGGAAAUGGAGAAGAUCACCCAAUCGUUGCUACCGGCAGCGCCAGUUUCACCUGAAAUUUCCAAAGAUAUAACCACACGAAAGGAACGCACCUGCAGAAAUGGUAGCGGCGCACCUACUACGAGUGGACUCAUUGUUGGAAGCUCUGAAUCAACACCUCACUCUACAAUGUCACCAAGCUCGUCAUUGUUGGGAGGUAAAAGACACCCCAGUCACCUGAUCAGUAACCAUCCAGAUGCUCAUAUGGCAUCUACAAACUUUUUUGAAGCAAUGUCGGAACUAGCGAGCAACCAGGACUCAGAACAUGAUAUGCAUGUGGACAGCGUAAAUGCUCCGAUGGUUAAUGGGUUUUAUGCCAACAAUUGCUUUGAGGACAUUCCUAGUUCAUCCAACACCACCAUUAAAUCAGCUCCAAAUCACAGUAGAAAGAAACAACAAUCUCAGUUGGAGCAUUUAAACGAUAGUUGUAGUGAUAGCGAAGAUGAUGAUGACGAUGAUGACGAAAUACCCGAUAACGAAGCGGAAAGAAAGGACGAAGAAGCAUGUGAUCAAGAAGAAGAUUGGGAAUCAGACGAUCAAUGUGACCUUUCGGAUAUGGCAAACCUUGCCCAGCUUAAGGAAUUGAAGAGCAGAAUUCUAAACGGUACCAACUGGAGAAGCCAAGUGCUGCAAAAAAGUGUUCACGAACUGUUUCAAAAAGCUGCUGAAGGUAAGGACGAAGAACAGGACAUACACCCGAUAGAAACAGAAAAUAAUGAGGAGGAUCCAACUGAUACUGCAGAAACCAAUCGUGUAAAGUACAUUAUUUCUAAACUUCAAAGUAGCUCUCUUCAACAAGUAGAUCCACCCAAGGACCAUAAUUCCCACAUACAAGAUGAAAAUUACUCAGAUACUAGCGAAGAGGAUGAUCUAGACUGUGUGGAUGGGCCGCCACCACUAGCCGAACGUCCUGUUACUGCUAAAAGUCUGAUAGAAAUGUACGAAAAAGCACUACCCAAGGUCGAAAACCAACCGGUAGCUGCAGUACGACAGCAGUUUUUCAUACCAAAAGAUGCAUAUUUCCAUGAACUGCCAAACAAACCAAAACCUCCUCUAAAACCACCAGACCUGACCUCGCAGCUAUCACAUCCAGGCUUGCCAGCCGAACAAAUGUCUCUAUCAGCUCAUGCCAGAAGCCGAAAUCCACUUCCUUCCUAUCUGAAUGAGAAUGAAAUUUUCAAUCCCAAUCAAAAUCAAUAUCCAACCAUAAACAGUUUCCACAACAGACUGAAUCCUUCCCAUCAAUCUACUCCAGCCCUAUACUAUCCAUCCCAGUCGCCACCAUUCGUAAACGGAAAUGACUACAUGUCCUCCUACCAGUCGCACUACGUACCGCAGAUGCCAUUGCAAGAAAAGCUACUCUCAAGUCGCAAAUAUAUUAACCCAUCGGCUUCCUUUGCUAUCUCCGGUGGAAGCACAGGGACGCCUUCGCCCGAAUUCCCAUACCAGCUUAGCGCAUCCAGCCAAACACAACAUCCUGCGCAGCUCCAUCUACCACAGCAUCACCAUCAUCACCACCAGCAGCAGCAGCAAUUCCGCAAAUCGCAGGACAACCUCUCGAACGAUGACUCCGGUUACAUCAGUGCAAAAGUGAGCGAAAUUCACGGGCCAGUGAUACCACACACCGCCAACAGUGGCAGCCAUUCGCCAAUGCUUCAACAUCCCCCGCCGAUGGAGGUCAUCCCGAUGCCACGACAGUUUAUACCUUACCAUAUAGGCAACGGAACGACCGGUCUACUGGAUGGUGGUGCUAUAGGGGGUCAUACCAACGCGACCACCGGAUCAACCUACGACGAACAGCAACACUACAACCUUGGUGCUUCGAGUUUAGUGUGAAAUGUGUUAGCGAGUUAGUAAUAAUAGUUUUAUUUAAAUUUGUACAAAGUUUUAAGAAAUGUUUUAACAAAAACCAUUUUUAAAUUAUUGAACUGAAGCAGAAUUUACAAUUGAAUUUAAAGUGAUGAACGGGAGGAUUAUGUUAACACAGUGAAUGUAUACUAUUUUAAAAGACCGCAUCGUCUGUUUUAAUCUGCGUUUUAUCGGAUAUUUUAUUAUGACAUGGUUCCACUCGCUGUGCAUUUAUAGUCCAAAGAGUGCA
This is a messenger RNA of Sabethes cyaneus, 5470 nucleotides long. RefSeq lists its product as uncharacterized. The record is from RefSeq and is a predicted model, not a curated record. Bases 1273 to 5208 code for a protein of 1311 amino acids. The transcript has 8 exons. Lineage: Eukaryota; Metazoa; Arthropoda; Insecta; Diptera; Culicidae. Gene Ontology annotation, molecular function: protein binding.